CCCGAGCCCGAGCCGCGCCGCGUCACGUCACGUCCUGCAGGCCUCGCAGGUCCCGCAAGUCCCGCAGGUCGGCGCCCGCCACAGCCGCAAAGGACGCAGCCGCGCCGCGAGCCGGCGACGCAGCGUCGGGCCCGAGCGCCGCGCCCAGGAGCAUGAUCGUGGACCGGCUGCUGGACGACGGCCGCGGCGGAGAGGGGCUGCUGGACGGGACUGGGGACGGUGGCCUCAUGACCAGCCCGCUCAACCUCGCCUACUUUUACGGCGCCUCGCCGCCCGUCGCCGCCGCCCCGGGCGCCUGCGACUCCGGCUGCGCGUCCUCGGGGCCCUCGGCGCCCGGCUCGCCCGGCUCCGACUCCUCCGACUUCUCUUCCGCCUCUUCCGCGUCCUCCUGCGGGGCCGUGGAGUCCCGGCCCAGAGGCGGCGCCCGUGCCGAGCGUCCCCCAGUUGAGCCCUAUAUGGGGGUUGGCAGGCAACAGAGAGGACCCUUUCAAGGUGUUCGAGUGAAGAAUUCGGUGAAGGAACUCUUGCUGCACAUCCGAAGUCACAAACAGAAGGCUUCUGGCCAAGCUGUGGAUGAUUUUAAGACCCAAAGUGUGAACACUGAGCAGUUCACAGAACUGAAGAACACAGUAUCAUACAGUAGGAAAAGAAAAGGCCUCGAUUUUCAGUCUGAUGGAUCAACUUGCAAAAGGCCAGCCCCAUUACAUACCCAGUUUUUGACCCCACCUCAAACACCGACACCUGGAGAGAGCAUGGAAGAUGUUCAUCACAAUGAAACUAAACCAGACAGCAGUGGUGAUCUGCUCCAGAACAUUAUAAACAUUAAGAAUGAAAGUAGCUCAGUUUCCCUGAACACAGUCCAAGUUAGCUGGAUGAACUCUGUGGUACCUCAGAGCUCCCCCAGAGAGCAGUGUCAGGACUUCCAUGAAGGACAGGUCUUCUCUUCACCUCAGAAGUGUCAAGGAUUCCAAGUCAGCAGCUCUCCACAAGUGAUGGACCAUGCUUCCAUGUACCAGUAUUCUCCGGAGAGCCAGAAUGUAGAGCAGCAGCAGCCGCAGUACACCCACAAUGCGUCUCUGGAAUACAGUCCGUACUUUAGAGCUUCCCAGUCCCCCAACUAUGAAUCAAAUCUCUUUGAUAGACGAGAACCACAGUUCUGCCCAAACCAAAGUUUUACAUCUCUCUUAAGUGGUCAUGGGGAAUCCGAGAAUGUCGCUGUUCCCAUUCAGACUUCCCCCAGUGUCCAGCACCACAGUGACGCUCUUCUGCAGAACUUCAGCAUGAUGCCUAACAGUGCCUGUGAGGCUGUGGGGGCGCAGGAUACAGGCUCUAUCUCUGUAAAUGCCUCGCUGCCAUUCCCGAGCAUCAUCGGAAGUCCGAUGAACACCUCUCAGUUAGGGAAGUCAUUUUUUCAGUGGCAAGUAGAGCAAGAAGAAAGCAAGUUGGCAAAUAUUUCCCAGGACCAGUUUCUUUCAAAAGAUGCAGAUGGUGACACGUUUCUCCAUAUUGCUGUUGCCCAAGGGAGAAGAGCACUUUCUUAUGUUCUUGCAAGAAAGAUGAAUGCGCUUCACAUGCUGGAUAUUAAAGAGCACAAUGGGCAGAGUGCCUUUCAGGUUGCAGUGGCUGCCAAUCAGCAUCUCAUUGUGCAGGAUCUGGUGAACCUCGGGGCCCAGGUGAACACCACAGACUACUGGGGACGAACACCUCUGCAUGUCUGUGCUGAGAAGGGCCACUCCCAGGUACUUCAGGCGAUUCAGAAGGGAGCAGUGAGGAGCAAUCAGUUUGUGGAUCUUGAGGCAACUAACUAUGAUGGCUUGACUCCUCUCCAUUGUGCAGUCCUGGCCCACAAUGCUGUGGUGCAUGAACUCCAGAGAAACCAACAGCCUCACUUACCUGAAGUUCAGGAGCUUUUACUGAAGAAUAAGAGUCUGGUUGACACCAUUAAGUGUCUGAUUCAAAUGGGAGCAUUAGUAGAAGCAAAGGAUCGAAAAAGUGGCCGCACAGCCCUGCAUUUGGCAGCGGAAGAAGCGAACCUGGAACUCAUCCGCCUCUUUUUGGAGCUUCCCAGUUGCCUGUCUUUUGUGAAUGCAAAGGCUUACAAUGGAAACACUGCGCUCCAUGUUGCUGCCAGCCUGCAGUACCGGGUUACACAGUUGGAUGCCGUCCGCCUGUUGAUGAGGAAGGGCGCAGACCCAAGUACCCGGAACUUGGAGAAUGAGCAGCCUGUGCAUUUGGUGCCUGAUGGCCCCGUAGGAGAACAGAUCCGACGUAUCCUGAAGGGAAAGUCCGUUCAGCAGAGAGCAGCACCGUAUUAGCUCUAAUUUGGAGCCUGUUUGGCAACACUCACUGUCAGUUAGGCAGUCCUCAUGUAUCUGUACAUAGACCAUUUGCCUUGUACUGGCAAAUGUAAGUUGUUUCUAUGAAACAAACAUAUUUAGUUCACUAUUAUAUAGUGGGUUAUAUUAAAGAAAAGAAAAAUGUCUCAUUUCUUUUGGCAGAUUUGCAUAUUUCAUACCCAGGUAUUUGGGAUCUAGACAUUUGAAUUUGAUAUGAGUAGUAAAAUCCUUAAAUUAACAGUAGUGUUUGGGUAGGAAAAGACUUUGAUUUGUGGUGUAAGGCAUUGCUCAUGGAGCUGUUGCCAGUUGUAAAGCAGAGGAAUUGUGAAUGUUUCUUUAAGAAAAAUGAAACCAUUUGAAAGGGAAAAAAAUGAAUCUGGAUAUAUGGUUUAGGCUUCUUUUGGCCUGAUGCAGUACCCACCAGUUACUAGCACUGACAAGUUUCUAGUCAUUGGACUGGAUGAAAGGCAUCUGUGGUUAGGAUUUGACCUUUGUAAACUGUAUAAAGUAUUACUUUUGUUUUUUAAAAAUAUUGUACAUAUGUGGUCAGUAACAUGGACAUUGAAAUGUGUAAAGCAAUAAGUAGAAACGAGUAAGUAAUUGUCGCUAAUUUUUAAAAUUGUACACAUUUAAAGGAAGUAUUAUUAUGUAAUCACCCAACUAAAAUCUUGUAGAUAAGCCAAAUGGGGACGUGGUCCCUAGUUAGCUGAAAGAACUGCUGGUAUGUUUGAAUUGUAAAUAUGCUUCUCGUGGGUUGAGAUAAGACACACAUCAGUUGUAGGUUAUUCCAUGCUUUUGAAGCAGACUUCUAUGACUUGCUUACCUUUUAGGAAUUGUAAGUUCUUUUGAAAUUUUGUUCUUUAUCUUUAUAUUGAACCAGAUCUUUCUAUUUUCUGUUGUCAAUUAAUGGUAUUUCAUGAUGUUUAUGUUAACAUUUAAAAGUGUUUUAUUUUUAAAAUGUUAAUUCUAUUAACAUUGUUUCGCUUUACCUCUGGUAUGGCCCAAGGAAUAUAUUUGGCUUUUAUUGCACACUAAUUGUUUGUAAUAAAUAUGAUUAAUUAAAAAUCUUUUUUAAAAAUGAUAA
Molecule: messenger RNA, 3420 nt
Organism: Cavia porcellus (domestic guinea pig)
Lineage: Eukaryota; Metazoa; Chordata; Mammalia; Rodentia; Caviidae
Gene: Nfkbiz
Product: NFKB inhibitor zeta
Exons: 12
Coding region: 153-2315 (720 amino acids)
Biological process (GO): regulation of gene expression
Cellular component (GO): nucleus
Molecular function (GO): POU domain binding; DNA binding
Source: RefSeq, a predicted model, not a curated record